AUGCCCUCACAGGGCGAUGCCGGGAUUGUAGAUUUUGACACUGCGCCACACCGCUUCAAUCCAGGCCUUGUCUCUUCUCCACUUGUUACUGUGUUCACAAGGAGCCAAGAUGAAGAGGAUGCAGUCUUUGGACGGAAUGGAUGUGAAUUUGGCUCAUGUCGUCUACGGGUCGAGUUUACACGGCCUUUGCGAGGCUCUGGUGGUGGUGGCGGCGGCGGCGGAGGAGGAGGUGGUGGUGGUUAUGGGGCUCCCAGAGGAAGAAAUGGCCCCCCCUCUCGUCGGUCAGAAUUCAGAGUAAUUGUCACAGGUCUUCCCCCAUCAGGUAGCUGGCAGGAUCUGAAGGAUCACAUGAGAGAAGCUGGUGAUGUCUGCUAUGCUGAUGUACAUAAAGAUGGUAUGGGAAUUGUUGAAUUCAUUCGCAAGGAGGAUAUGGAGUAUGCUUUGAGGAAACUGGAUGAUACUAAAUUCCGGUCGCAUGAGGGUGAAACCUCCUAUAUUCGUGUUUGCCCAGAACGAAAUGCCAGCUACUCAAGAUCAAGAUCCCGUUCUAGAGGGCGUGACUCUCCAUAUCAAAACCGCCGCUCACCCUCCCCUUUCCGACCGUACUGAUCUGUAACCACAGGGACACUUUCUAUGGAUAUAAUUCUAAAGCCCAUCUGCUUUGAAGUUACAUUCCGCACCUGAUGGAUUUCAUCACCUUUUGUCUUUUUUAAUUUUAAUUUUAUUUAUUUUUUUAAAGAAAUGUGCUUCUGGCAUCUGUUUUAAAAACAUGUUUACCCCACCAGUUUCUAGUUUUUCAAUGUGGGCAUACAAGACAAGAAUAUGCCUAAAAGGAUGGAUGGCUUAAUUUUGAUCUGUGCAUUAGUGUGUGGAUAAUGAAUAUACUGUGACUAAGGGUGAAGCAAAAUAGUGGCACCAGGACAAGCAUAAGGGAAUAUGAUUGUCCAACUUUACCCAAUCUAUUAGAAAAGAUGUGUGAAAUUAACUUUUUAAUCCUGCUCAAAUUUGUAUGUUUUUUUUUCCUUUUUAUUAUAAAAGUGUUUCAGUUAAAUAAAGCAUCUGUAGCUGUCCUAUUAAAGUCUUGAUGCUGUGUUAA
Molecule: messenger RNA, 1096 nt
Organism: Bombina bombina (fire-bellied toad)
Lineage: Eukaryota; Metazoa; Chordata; Amphibia; Anura; Bombinatoridae
Product: serine/arginine-rich splicing factor 9-like
Exons: 2
Coding region: 1-609 (202 amino acids)
Cellular component (GO): nucleus; cytoplasm; ribonucleoprotein complex
Molecular function (GO): mRNA binding
Source: RefSeq, a predicted model, not a curated record